AGACGGCUCCAAGUUUGAAGCACCUCAUUCCACAACGUUAAGUUGACUCCUCGUUGCCGACUUCCAGGAACCACGAAGAUGUAAUAAUCUCUUGUAGUUUUCUGUAACCCUACUAUGUAAUAAUAAUCCACCAAAACUUCCAACUAUCACAUUUUCAUCACAACAUGAAUCACAACAUUCUAAAUCUCCUAUCACUUUUCAUACUCACACUCUCAACAUUACCCUCAUCAUCUCUCUCUCUCCCAUCUCUCCCAUCUCUCCCACAUUUCUUCCCCAACAUCUCCUCCAUCCCCCACUCCAACCUCUCCGCCGCAUGGGACUCCUUCCACGCCCUCGCCGGCUGCCACUCCGGCGACCAAAAACCCGGCCUUGCCAAACUCAAACAGUACUUCCACUCUUUCGGUUACUUGACUAUUUCAAAUUUCUCCGAUAACUUCGAUGAUUCACUUGAGGCCGCUAUCAAAACCUACCAGCUCAACUUCAAUUUGAACUCCACCGGAGAACUCGACGAUUCGACAUUAACUCAAAUUCUUCAGCCGAGAUGCGGCGUCGCCGAUAUAGUCAACGGCACGACGACGAUGAAGUCAAACUCGAAUGUGACGAAACGAAGGAACUUAGGAGUCGUUAAGCAUUACUCGUUCUUCUCCGGAUCGCCGCGGUGGGGAGGGAAGAAGAGUGAGCUGACGUUCGCGUUUUUGCCGGAGAAUCGGUUAGAUGAGUCGGUGAAGGCGGUGUUCGCGACGGCGUUUGACCGGUGGGCGGAGGUGACGCCGUUGACUUUUCGCGAAACGGCGUCGUAUUCUCAGGCGGAUAUCAAGAUAGGGUUCUACAGCCGUGACCACGGCGAUGGGGAGCCCUUUGACGGCGUUUUGGGGACGUUGGGGCACGCGUUUUCGCCGCCGAGUGGGCACUUGCAUUUGGACGGCGACGAGAAUUGGGUCAUCAACGGCGAGAUUCUCCGGUCGCCGGCGGAGGACGCGGUGGAUCUGGAGUCGGUGGUGGUGCAUGAGAUUGGACAUUUGUUAGGGUUAGGUCAUUCUUCGGUGGAGAGUGCGAUUAUGUUUCCGUCGAUUUCGUCGGGAGUCCGGCGAGUUGAGCUCGCCGGCGAUGACAUAGAGGGGGUUCAGGCGUUGUAUGGGUCGGGUCCGGGUUAUAGCGGGUCACCGAAUCCGACCCUGGAGGAGAGCGAUACCAAUGGUGCAGGUAUUAUUGCUAGGUCAUUCUUUAUGGGAUCGUUAAGCUUGAGCUUUGGCAUUUUAUUAAUGAAUGUUCUGUAAAUUUUGUUUUA
Molecule: messenger RNA, 1288 nt
Organism: Daucus carota subsp. sativus
Lineage: Eukaryota; Viridiplantae; Streptophyta; Magnoliopsida; Apiales; Apiaceae
Product: metalloendoproteinase 5-MMP
Exons: 1
Coding region: 165-1277 (370 amino acids)
Biological process (GO): extracellular matrix organization; proteolysis; collagen catabolic process
Cellular component (GO): extracellular matrix
Molecular function (GO): zinc ion binding; metalloendopeptidase activity
Source: RefSeq, a predicted model, not a curated record